Molecule: messenger RNA, 1227 nt
Organism: Brenthis ino (lesser marbled fritillary)
Lineage: Eukaryota; Metazoa; Arthropoda; Insecta; Lepidoptera; Nymphalidae
Source: the annotation of a GenBank genome assembly
AUGUCAAAGAAUGGCGAAGUGUCGUCAAAUCAAGGGCCAAGUAGACCGAAUAAUUCAAAACCUGAACUUAGUUUAUUUGGUACAGAAAAACGUAAAGUAUUAAACCUCCAAUUUGGAGGGCCAUCAGUUGAUACUGCUGCAUUUAUGCCGUUUUCCCCCAAUACGUCGACACAAAAAUCUCGAAUACCUUCACGUACUAUCAGAGACGUAUUGCCAGAUAACACAAGAGAUAGAUGUAGAAUUUAUCCAUCAAUGCAAUCCUCGGGAAAGUUACAGCUAUCUGCUACUGAGAUAUAUGACUUUACUGCAGAUGAUCUGCAAGAUCUUGGUGAAAUAGGACGAGGCGCUUUUGGAGCUGUUAAUAAAAUGGUUCAUAGAAGGAGCAGCAAAGUGAUGGCUGUAAAACGUAUCCGUUCAACAGUAGAUGAAAAAGAACAGAAACAAUUAUUAAUGGACCUAGAGGUGGUAAUGAAAAGUAAUGAGUGUCCAUAUAUUGUACAGUUUUAUGGAGCACUUUUCAAAGAAGGUGACUGUUGGAUUUGUAUGGAGUUAAUGGAUACCUCAUUAGAUAAAUUUUAUAAGUUUAUUUGUGAAAGAAUGCAAACUCGGAUACCUGAAAACAUUAUGGCUAAAAUUACAUUAGCAACUGUCAAAGCUUUAAACUAUUUAAAAGAAAAACUAAAAAUUAUUCACAGAGAUGUGAAACCUUCCAACAUAUUAUUGGACAGAAGAGGUAACAUAAAACUGUGCGACUUCGGCAUCUCCGGCAAGCUCGUUGACUCGAUAGCUCGCACACGCGACGCUGGCUGUAGACCUUACAUGGCUCCUGAGCGAAUUGAUCCUGGGCGUGCCAGAGGAUAUGACGUGAGGUCAGAUGUUUGGUCCCUGGGCAUUACUUUGAUGGAAGUGGCCACUGGUUCAUUCCCAUACCCAAGAUGGGGUUCUGUGUUUGAACAACUACAACAAGUAGUGCAAGGAGACCCGCCCCGCCUUACAAACAAAAACAAUAUAUUUUCAAACAAUUUUGUUAACUUUGUUAAUACUUGCCUCAUCAAGGAAGAAACACAAAGACCAAAAUACAAUCGGCUCUUGGAACAUGCAUUCAUUAAGGGCAUAGACCAAAGUCGAGUAGAUGUUGCAGCAUACGUGUGCGAGAUAUUAGAUGCCAUGGAACGCAACGGUGUGAGCCCGUUCACCACAGACCAACCGGCACAGGCUUGGAUAGAU